Owenia fusiformis is the source of this 1282-nucleotide messenger RNA. Lineage: Eukaryota; Metazoa; Annelida; Polychaeta; Sabellida; Oweniidae. The record is from the annotation of a GenBank genome assembly.
CAAUAACAUUCAGUCCGUAUUGAUCAACUUCCGGUAACGAAAAUCCGCCAUAUUUAAAUUUUAACGUAAAUUGAACGGGGACUUUGUUGACUUCAUCCGUCAACAUCUGCCGUAUUUUUCCUUGCUAAGCAUAAAUUGUGUGCUAAGCUAAAUCUACAACAAACAAGAUGUCUAUUGGAGUUCCAAUCAAAGUUCUGCACGAGGCUGAGGGCCAUAUUGUGACCCUUGAAACCAACACCGGCGAAGUGUACAGAGGAAAAUUGAUCGAAGCCGAAGACAAUAUGAACUGCCAACUUAGCAGCAUUACAGUCACCUAUAGAGAUGGAAGAGUCGCACAACUUGAAAAUGUGUACGUUAGAGGCAGCAAAAUUCGUUUCCUUAUCCUACCAGACAUGUUGAAAAAUGCCCCAAUGUUCAAAAAGAUCCAGGGUCGGAGUGGGGGCGCAGGAAGGGGCAAAUCUGCUAUUCUCAGAGCUCAAGCUGCCAGAGGCAGAGGUGGAAGGGGUGGUCCAAUGAGAGGUCGUGGUCGGGGAGGUAACAUGUACCAACAAAGGAAUUAACACUAACAACUCAUCUGUACAUACAAUCAUCAUCAAACACUCACUUUGAACAAGGAUGAAACUACUUGAACUCGCAUCAUAUGGACUGAUAACAGUCAUUGGAGUUGGAGUGUUAUAGGAAUCGUCAAGCAUCAUCGGGGACUGUUUUAUAACAAUUAUCAGUGAAAACUCCUCUUGAAUUGAGAUUAUUAGAACGCUUGGUCAAUAGAACAUUCCAUAAGACAUCAUGAAAGAAUCAUUGAGAGACCCCAUCAUGUGAGGCAUUAACAGUGAAUGUUUGCUGGCAACUAGCGUUGGAAUAUAUUAUGAGUUUUGCAUUGAAAGGCUAACAUCAUAAAACAUUGAGACAUGGUCAAGAAUUUGAGAAGAUUUUUUAAGCACUCAAUAUUGAGUAAUAAGUAAUCUAUUUGUAUCAAAUGCCACGCGAAUAACAGAGGAAUUCUACAUACUUACAAUUAACUGUCAAUUGAAUUUCGUGAAUUUUGAGUUUAGAGCUUUAUCAGCGGAAUAAUGAUGCAGAAAAUCCUUGAAAUAGAUUACCCUGGUGCUUUAAAUUUAAAAAUGAACAACAGUUACUUGCUAUCAUGGCUAUCUUUAUUUUAUCUCACACAUUCAUCUUAUCAAUGAAUUUUAGUCUAAAUGAUGAUAAUACUGGCAGUUUCAUAUUUUCAUGUGUCACUGAAUUACAAAUAAUCAAGUCUUCAAACAUUCUUCAUAUUUGU